AUGAAAGCCGCUUUGCUGUCUGCCUUGGCUCUGUGCCUCACUCGCGCAUCUGCGGCACCUGGACUCCAGGGACGGAGUGGUGGAUUUGAUGAUGGGGAGCCCAUCAGUCCAGAUGGAAAAGGCGGCCCUUUUUCAGGCGGUACCAACCAUCAGCUGGACUUGCAGAAUCCGAAUAACCUGGGCGAACAGUCCACCGACAAUGGCGUCGUCCCAAACCUCAAAUGGAGCUUCUCCGACUCUAGAACGCGCAUCUUAAAAGGCGGUUGGGUUCGAGAGCAAGUUGUCACCGAUCUCCCCUCAAGUCCAGAUGUUGCAGGCGCUCAAUUCCAUCUGGAGAAGGGGGCUAUUCGAGAGCUGCACUGGCAUCGAGUGGCCGAAUGGGGCUUCGUCUAUGCUGGCCACGUAACGGUGUCGGCCGUCAAUGAGAACGGCGGAUACGAAGUUGCAGAACUCGGCUACGGCGAUAUCUGGUAUUUCCCCAAGGGGGUCGCACACUCGGUGCAAGGCCUUGACACCGAGAAUGAGUUUCUCCUGGUUUUCGAUGACGGCGAUUUUGAUAAGAUUGGCACCACUUUCCACGUCGACGACUGGAUCGCUCAUACCCCUCGCUCAGUCCUCGCAAAGAACUUUGGCGUUGACGAAUCCGUCUUCGAUUCCAUCCCUGCCGCCGAUCCUUACAUUAUCAACGGGACUGUUAGCACUCACAACGUCACGGGUGCUUCCCCUCCGCUUUCUGGCGACAGCUCUUUCGUCUAUCGAACGCUGCAGCACGCUCCCGAGAAGAUUGGCGGAAGCGGCGGCGAGCUCCACAAGAUUGACUCUACCAACUUUCCAAUCAGCAAAACGAUAGCCGCAGCAUUGAUAACGUUGAAGCCCGGUGCCUUACGAGAGCUGCACUGGCAUCCAAACGCCGCAGAAUGGCUCUACUUCCACAAAGGCACCGCCCAAGCCACCGUCUUCAUCGGCAACGCCGCCGCCCGCACAUUCAACUUCCGCGCCGGCGACACGGCCGCGUUCCCGGACAACUCGGGGCACUACAUUGAAAACACGUCAGACACGGAGGACCUGGUCUGGAUCGAGAUUUACAAGUCGGACCGCGUGGCCGAUAUUUCACUUACCCAGUGGCUCGCGCUGACGCCGCCGGACAUUGUUGCGCAGACGCUCAAGGUGCCGUUGGAGUUUGUGGAGAAGUUGAAGAAGGAGAAGCAGGUGUUGAUUCAGUAG
Molecule: messenger RNA, 1224 nt
Organism: Trichoderma atroviride IMI 206040
Lineage: Eukaryota; Fungi; Ascomycota; Sordariomycetes; Hypocreales; Hypocreaceae
Biological process (GO): oxalate metabolic process
Cellular component (GO): outer membrane-bounded periplasmic space
Source: RefSeq, a predicted model, not a curated record